Argiope bruennichi is the source of this 5134-nucleotide messenger RNA. RefSeq names its product zinc finger protein SNAI2-like. Gene Ontology annotation, molecular function: DNA-binding transcription factor activity, RNA polymerase II-specific; RNA polymerase II cis-regulatory region sequence-specific DNA binding. Gene Ontology annotation, biological process: regulation of DNA-templated transcription. NCBI's taxonomy places the organism in Eukaryota, Metazoa, Arthropoda, Arachnida, Araneae, Araneidae. The transcript is spliced from 2 exons. The coding region runs from base 155 to 1360 and encodes 401 amino acids. The record is from RefSeq and is a predicted model, not a curated record.
AGAGUUAGAUGAGGAGCCAAAACUAGAUCCUACUAGUGUCCUUUCCUCACCGAAAUCGAAUGGUCGCGUGCCGUGCCUGAUUUACGCUUUCAGUUUCGUUUUCUCCUUUCUUUUUGGAUUUUAUUGCUCUCCAGUAGUAAACUCUGAAUCCAUUAUGCCACGAGCGUUUCUAAUUAAGAAAAAACAGCAGUGUGCCAAGAGUGGUAUACCUCUGUCCAGGAGUGUCUGGACAGAUGAUGAUUCCAUCGAAACAGAAGAUAUGGAUAAUUCGAGAUACCAAUCUGGUUUCGCGCCUCUCACAGUUGUCACUUCAGAUGCCAAAGGUCCUUACGACUUGAGUAUGAAACCCAAGAAUUUUGAUGAAAAUUCCAAUGACAGCGAGCCUAGGUUAACAAUAUCUCCAAGGCCAAAUAUGAACUUGUCUCAGCAUCCUCCUGCAGCUCUAGUCGCUCCAAAGCCAAUCAAACCUACUCCAAAGACAGCUGAAGAAAUGGCUGCAACCAGACCACACUGGCAACGCCAAAUGAUUUCCCCCUAUUUGCCAUAUAACUAUCCAUUGUAUGCCUAUCCUGGAAGGCCUUCUGAGCUGUAUCCUUACAAUAGUAACCACUAUGCGCCUCCUAGCCAAACUUCUCUGGUUCCUCCACCGCUAGUGCCUUUGGGUUCAACUUCUCCCAAUGCUGAUCGAUAUUCUCCUAACAGAGAACGUUACGAAAUCGUCCACAGGAUCAAUCCAUCGAAUAGUCCGUCCCCUACCGCAGUCUACCCUGGUUGGUACUCUGAUGGUCAAGAUUCCGGUCUAGCCUCCUCACCAAGUCCCAGCUCUGAGGAUGGUGAAGCUGCACAAAAGGCCAAUCCUACGAGGUAUCAAUGCCCUGACUGUAACAAAAGCUACUCCACGUACAGUGGACUGUCCAAGCACAGGCUGAUGCACUGUGCGACUCAAGCCAAGAAGUCUUUCAGUUGUAAAUACUGCGACAAGGUUUACGUUUCUUUGGGUGCUCUCAAAAUGCACAUUAGAACCCACACUCUGCCCUGCAAGUGUAAACUAUGCGGCAAGGCCUUUUCUCGCCCAUGGUUAUUGCAAGGACAUAUUCGCACUCACACAGGUGAAAAGCCUUUCUCUUGCCCUCACUGCAGCCGGGCCUUCGCAGACCGAUCCAACCUCAGGGCUCACCUUCAGACGCAUUCGGAAGUCAAGAAGUACAGAUGCAAGACUUGCAGCAAAACCUUUUCCAGGAUGUCCUUGUUGCUGAAACAUGAGGAUGGAGGCUGUGCAGGUGCUGCUGCUCAGCAGCAAAAUCCUCCUGUUGAAGCAAUGAGUUGGAGCUCUGUUGACCCUGUAGAUGCUGCCAAAUAAUUGAUAACUGACUGUUAUUUUGAAUGAAUGUGCGUGAGAAUGAACAGUCUUCUUUAAAAUGGUUCAUCAAUACGUGUAAAUGAAAAGAGACUGUAUAAUUUAAGUGGUAUGAAUGAGAAGAAAAAAAAUCAAUCCGAACCAAUUAAUUUUACAAAGUGAUUAUUUAUAAAAUUUUAUUUAGAAUUUUUUUUUCUGAAAAGAAAUAAGUGGUAGUUUGAAACUAUAAAUCCAUUUAUUGAUUUUCUUUAUAUGUUUUUAGAUUUGUCCCUAUAUGUACCUGAUGUUCAAUAGGAAAAACUUCAAUUCAGGUAUAACAGAGGAGAAAUGUAAUAUAUAUAUAUAUUUAAAAUGUAAAUUAGAAAUAUAUUUUUCUGCAUAUAAUAUAGAGAAUAUAAGAAUUAAAUUAUAAUUGUUUUAUGCAGAAGAAAUUUUGAUUCAUCAGAAUGAAGUUUAGACUGUGAGAGAGCUGUACGAUUGAAUGAAUGUAUGAUAUUUAUAUUUAUAAAAUUAUGAGAGUAUACUAGUCUUUUAGCUAGAUCUACUUGAAACACAUUCCAGAAAGCUGCAUUUAUAUUUAUAACUGAUAAAUCUGCCACUGCUUUCUUAGAUUUAUAAACUUGACUUUGGUUUUCUUAUAAAUUAAUUUAAAUUUUAUUUUCAAUAAGACGUUUUAUCUUAAAAGUUUAAAAGAAAAAUAUUUCUUUAACAAUAGAAACAGAUAAUUUCAAAAAUCAAAUCUAUUUUAUUAAUACAUUCAAGGAAUGCAAAGAAAAUUAAUCUACUAACCAUUUUAUUUUCCAAUUACUUAUCUUUCCUUCAAUGCUAAUUCGAAAUGUAAACAUUGUGAUGAAUUUUUCAUCACCCUAAUUACUCGUAUUAGAAGUGAAAAGAGAAAAAUCCUUCGGGUUGUAUUGGGUCCUUCCGGCGACAAGACUACCUUUUAAUGAAGUCCUUGUUAAAUUUCGAAUGCUAAACUCUCCAAGCUACCUGUCCACCUGUUCUGGUUUUCCUGCUACCUUCUGAUUCGGAAGGUCGUUGAUGUGUUGUUUGUGGCUUAGGAGGCGUCACCUAGCCUUGCACCUGUUGCACAGGAAUGUUCCAUUAAGGCGGUUCAAGGUUCAACCAACGACUUGUUGUCUUUGACUGUUUCUCUCUAAUUGAGCCUCCCCUCCAGCUGUGCCGGUUCUGUUCUCAUCUCUUCUAACUUUCAUCUCGAGCAUACUGACCUACAUCAAUUUUCAACUUAGGCAGAUAAAUUCUCGAACAACCACCUGGCGCACAAACUUUCACAACUCUUCAUGGAAGCAUGAUCUUUGCAGUCUAAAAAUUCCCCAUAAUUCCCCAUUUAAGUUGAUAAAAAAAAUAUUAUUGGUUUUUACUUUGAUCUAUUUAGUCUCUAAUGUAAUAUUUAGUAUAAGAUAAUGUUCCAAAAUUAUUUUAAAUUGAUAAAAUAACCUUCUUUUAACAAUUCUGUUUGUUUUUUCUUCUAAGUGCAUUAUUAAAAAUAAUCAAAAAUUCAAAAUGACUUCUUUAAUGUCGGUCCGAUUCCUUGAAUUCAAAAUUUUAAAUUUAUAAGCUGGCAAACAAUAUACUUUACGACAUUUUCCAUUAAAAAUGCACUUUAUGCCAUUUUUUAUUUUUUAUUUUUAAGACCUCAAGUCGGAAAUUUUAAUACAGUACUUUUCCGAGUAUCCGGCCUAAAGUGGUGGAAGGACUGACUGGAUAACAAAAACACCGGACAGGCCAGAGUUCUGCGAAUCUAUUUCUUUGCCCACCAAUACUAGAAAACAAAGAUUUUAUAUCAAAACUCACUUUUCACACUUCAGUACCAAGCCCUCCAUUUAUCUCAAUGUGGACGCAGUCGCUGCCCAUUGAAUCAUAGAAGCAGUUGCGGUUUGUCGAAUUAAAACAGAGGGCUCUGUACUGGUAAUUUAUAUUAAUUUAUAUACUGCACUGCAUGAUUCAAGAAUUUAUUAGAGAAAAAGUAAGUUAAAGGCUAUAAACUUUUCACAUUUUAACAUAAAUUCUGUAAUGCCUAACUUAAAUGCAGAAAAUGUAAACAAAAUCUUAACGUAAAUCGUAAGCAUAAUUCUAAAUUCUACUAAUCGUAAGCCUCAAACUAUUUAUUUUUCACUGAUAAAUGAUUACGCAGAUAUGAAAAAGUAACCUUAAGAUAAGAGUCAAAACUUAGAGUUUUGAAGUCUUUAAUAGAUGACUUAAUAAACGCCUUGCCUUCCUCAUUUCAUUACGAUAAAAGAAAGCUAAGCCGGAUACUCGAAAAUGUACUAUAAUUCCUAAAAUUAUGAGGUAUUAUUAAGCACCGGCGCUGGUUAAUUUCUGUAACGAAAUUUCUCUUUAAUUAAAUUAGGAACAAUUAUUCAGAGAAAUAAUUUUAGUCCUAACUAGCACCCCACAUAAACAUUCUUUGGUGUAUAUCAUUAUUUUUUACUGUGUGCACAAUGCUCCAGGUUUUGCGAUACAAGUAAUAGCUCAAUAUUACUUUUAAUAUGUAUAUUAGAGUACGUAUACAGUUUUAUAAAAAGAAAAAUAUAAAUGCCUUAUCGUGAAUUUAAGUGCCAUUGCUUACUUGAGAAGUUAAAAAAUUAAUGUGAAGUCAAGUUAUAUAUUUUGUAAAUAUGUGUUUGUGUGAAGAUGUUAUAAUCUAUUGAUAAGCUAGUCAAUUCUAUGUGUUACGUGUGGCGUCAUUUUUUUUAUAUAUAUAUAUAUAAACUAUGUUUGUAGAUUCUAAAUAUUCCAAUUUUCAAAGUGAAUUCCGUGCCAUGAUCUUCCUUUCACCAAUAUAAUGGUGAGCACUUCGUCACAUGCUUUAGUCAUUUAAUUUAGCAAUUAGAAAACUAGUAAUGUUCACAUUUCCUAUUUUGAAAAAUCACGCAAUUUAUUAUUAAGUAGGGCAUGUACUUUGGUUUAUUUUCAGCUACCUGAAUAAUGAUGCUUUGAAUAAGUUACACGAUGGUUGGUAUAUAAAUUGAAAUAAAAAAGGAAGAUGUAAUAUUCAAUUUUUAUUAAUUGUAAAAUAAAAUUCAUAGUGCGUUUUGAAUGGGUUAUACCCAAAAAUAAAUAUUUUCAAAAAGCAAAUGUCACUUAUUGAUCAAAAGUAAAGUUAAUAAUCUUGAAAUUCGAUGUGAAAUUUAAUUUAUAUGACAAUAAUGAAUAAUUUUUUUUCUUGUAAAAACAGAAAUUUGUAUUUUCAAACUGAAAUUCUUAUUAAAUAUAGUUAAUGAAUUAUAUUUUAUUUAUGACAGAGGAAAAAAUUUCAAAUACGAAAAGUUUUCUUCUAAAAAUCUUUUGAUUAAUAUUUAUAAAAAAUUUAAAUAUUCUUCGAAUUAUGAUUCAGAUGACAUUUUAAUGUUGUUUUUAAUACACCUUCUUAUUCAAAGCAUCACUUUCUUUUUUGUUUCUCUAGCACAAAAUAUGUGUUUUCAAUCAUAUAUUUUCAACUAUUAUAUAUUUAAUGCCUUUUGUUUUUUCGUGCUUUACAUGCCUUAUGGUGUAAAGUAACCUAUGGCCUCAAAAACAGCAUAUGUGCCUUUUUUCAGUGCCUCUUCCUUUAAUGUGAAAGAAAACAAAAAGAGGACCGUUUUUCAAAAUAUUGUGCCUCUGUCAAUCCGUCUGUAAGCAAAUCUAUGUUAAACCGACGUUGCUUGUUAUAAGUUGAUAAAUAUCCUGUGCUUGAAGCCUCAGGUAUUAUUUUGAUGAAAAUGUUGAAUAGUCAUUUUUAUGUAUAUAGAUGGACGACGAUGCCGUUGCACUUGC